CCUCGAAGCCGGCGACGAGUGCCGCGGCGUUGGGCCGCUCAGGGACACUCUCGUGGAAGCAGCGCCCGCUGUCUGGCAGCAUACGCCGGCCCCUGUCAGUAGCAGCCAGGCCCAGCUCCUGCGACGCCUCCACGCCUUCCUCGCCCGAACGACCGACAUCGAGAGCCCAGAUUGCAGCGUCAUUGGGCGCGAAGGACCCCGCAUACUUUCGCCAGACGGCAGAUCGAGGCAUUGGCUCGGCAGCAUACAGGAAGAACGAGGAGGACAAUGCAUCAGAUGCUGGGUCGAUAUCAGGCAGGAGGCAGCUCCCCGGCAUGUCUCGCGACUCCACAGCCUCUCGAGAAUCUACAAUUUCUACGAAGGAGCCUGAGCUGGCCAGUCCACCCACAGAAAGCACACCGUCGAGCCGGCCCACGUCGAGAGGUGGCUCUGUGCGAGGCAGCACUGCGAUGAGCAACCGCUUCUCUGCCGCAACAUCGGUAUCGGGAGGAGAGACAGACACAGCAGCAACACGUUCGCCCUUGCCAACGCUCGAGUCGCAGAAGUUUGCCCUGCCAUUAGAACAAGGGACCACAGGGGAGGGUGGAGACAAUGCAGGGGCAGCACGCGGACCGCUCAUGUCGCCGACGCAAGGGAGGAUAUUGCCAGAGCGCGAGCGGCCUGUGUCUUCAACCAAGGGUAUGGGCGGUUUCGUCUUGAGUGCCAGUCUCAAGCGCAGCGACAGCGUGAGCAAGAGGUGGAGCACCCAAGGUCCUCCAACCUUGAGCAGGCAGAGCUCCACCUUGAGCAAUCGAGGGAGCGCUAUGGCUGGGUUCGGCUCGUUGUCCAAGAUGGAGCGUCCGACGAGUCUGAGCAGGGAGCAGUCCACCGACCCUCCUUCGCGCCCUCAGUCCAGCUCCAGCAACAUCACCAUGAGGGGUCUUGGCAUUGACACUGCGCCGAAGGACGAGUUUGUAAGACCUGCGCUGCCGAAUCGUCACAGCCGCAGCAAGUCUGUCCACUCCACGUUCAGCAACAAGGACCAAAAUGAGGACGGAGAUCGGCCAUGCAGUCCUUCCAAGCGAUGGAGCCCAAACAAGUCGAGCUGGCUCGAGAAUGCACUUAACAAGCCAGAGUCGCCGAAGCUGAUGGCCCCAGCAUCCCCGCAACAGCCAGCGUGGAUGGCCGAGCUCAGCCGUGCGAAGCAACAACGUGGGAGUGUCGAUCUUGGCAAGGGCAGUCCAUUAGGAACUCCGUUUGGCGAGCAGCUGGGCUCACGUCCAACAUCACCGCUCAAGGAUGUACAGCUCAGGCCGGUAGCUCUUCGCAAGACGACUCUUGAUUCACCCAAGCUCGAGUCUCCAAAGCUUGAUGCCUUGAGACUUGACUCGUCAAAGUUUGAUCCUUUUGCAAAGGAGGACCCCAAGGAGGCGCAAGCUUCGCCGUCACUGGAACCUGCGGCCGAGCUGAUGCCUUCAUCGCCUUUGAAAGAGGAGGUCAAGACAUUGGACGAGGUCAAGACUGUAGAGAAGGCCAAGCCUGCCGGGGAGACAGCUCCUGUCGAAGUUGAACCCGCGAAGACCGAGCCUCCCAAGUCUAAACCCGAGACACCAGUGGAAGCCCUUCAGAAGGACAAGGAGGCAGUACCGUCACCGGCGCCUACGAAGUCGGUACUGUCACGAUUCCCGCCCGCCGUCAAACCGAAGCCAGACACUCCACCUAAGAAAGACUUUCGUGCUGGCCUGAAGUCGCGGCAAACACCUAGCACCGAAAGUCCCAAGGCUCCGAGUCAAGCGCAGUCAGAACUCCAGAACGUAUUUGGAAAGCUGAGGAAGGCAGAGACGAAGAACUAUGUCGCACCUGAUGUUUUCAAAGCCAACAUUGUCGGAGGCAAGAACGCCCUGAACUUGACUGGUGGGCCAAAGCCUACUGUGCGUCGUGACGAAUUCAGAGAGAGCUUGAAGGAGAAGAGAUCAUCAAUGCUGGAGAAAGCCCAGGAAGAGGGUUCGGUGCUCAAGCGAUCAGAAAGCAUAUCAAAGCCCACUGAAGUACCGGAAGCAAUCGCGAUACGGGGCAGACUCGAUCGCUCGAAGAGCAUAUCCAAGUUUCCCAUAAUCCCCAAGGAAGAGGAUAAGAAGCCUGUUCCAGAAGCACUAGCCAGGAAGAAGAGCUUACGAGGAGUGGAACGACCCAAUCUGGAUUUGAAAGACGACAAGCCAGCAUCACCAGCUCCACUGUUCGCAAAGAAGGACAGCGGCAAGCCCAACAAACUCGCAGAUCGCUUCAACCCUGCGUUAGCCGGAAUGUUGGCCCGUGGCCCACCUCCACUGGCAACCGAGAAGUCCACAUCGAGUGUUGGUGAAUUGUCCCCUUCAAGGCCUGCCCAGGAAGAGCCAUCGGGACCCGCUCCUGAAUUGACACACAUGACCAAAGGACGCGCUCGUGGACCGAAGAGGAGAACGCCCGCAGCCAGGAAAUCCGCCCCGGAGCCGGAGAAGGUUACUGAGAAGGUCCCCGAGAAGGUGAAUGCCACUGUUGCUGCUGCCCCAUUGGUCAAACCCAGGCAUAUCCUUCCUAGCUCUGAACCACCCAAGGCUAACGGAACACCAGAGGAACCCUCAGUAACUAGCAAGCCUGCCAGAGAAUCCAUCGGUGAGAAGCCUGUGACACCAGCCAAACCACGUCAGAUCUCAGCGAAGUUCGACAAAGCGCCUACUCCGGAAGUGGCUAAGAAGCCAUCAUCAAUUGAACUCAACAGAAGGGUGUCUGGAACACAAAGCAUCCCAAAGCAGUCACCUAGGCCAGAGUCCAUCGGAACCCCAAAGACAGCUUCACCGAGUGUACCGAAGAAGUCUGAGAGGAUUACAUCUGGAGCUUACAACGCUACACAGCAGUCACCAAAGCCAGAGUCGAUCAGAUCGCCAUCGAUCACAUCAACCAAGUCACCGAAGCCAGCAUCGCCAUCGCCGUCCCCUUCGGUCACAUCUUCCAGGUUCUCAAGGCUGUUGCCUACACCUCCACCCCAGGAGUCACCGAAGCCGACCGUGUUGAAGGAGAUCCUCACUCCUAAUGCUGAGGUUCCGCCAGUCAAAGACGAGCACUCACCACAAAAGCCGGGGUUCUCUUCUGUGAAAGCCGCGACAGCCCUAUGGGGUCGACAGUCAACGCCCUCAUCACUGGCACCGUUGAGAACAAAGUCACCGAUCAAGCCUCCCACUCAAGCAGAUGAGAAGGCUGCGAUGAGAGAUGCUGGUCUUGUGCGGUCUCCUGAACCUGGGCCUGAGCCCAAGCCCGAGUCCCCGGCUCGACCAGAAUCAUCCUCUUCGAAGCCUCUUCCACCAGCACCUCUGCAGCCCAAGCCUAAGCCAGCAGGUCUCGGCUUCAGUCUGAGUGGAUUUGGUGGGUUCGGUGGCGCAGCAUCACGCUCACAAGGGUCGAGCCCUCGACUGUCCAAAGACCUGCCAAUGUCGCCGCCCAGGAGCGCAGACAAGCCACAGCCGGACACUCCCAAGUCAGCGCCUGCACCGGCAGCACCUAAGCACGACGGAAUUUUUGCCGAGUUCUUCGAUGAGCCUCCCGUGACUGAAGGUCAACUGCCAGAAAGCAUCGAUACGGUACAGGUGUUGCAUUCGCCACCUUUUGAUCUUCGGCCAGCCGGAAAGGUGCGCACCCAAAGGCAAGAGAUUCACGAGAUCACAGGAGAUGGCAAGAUGCUAUCGAUUCCACCACAUGAGCAGCAUGUUCUCUUCCAGAACUCGAUGUACAUCUGCACACAUGUCUAUAGUGAUGCAAAGGGCGCAAAGAACACCGAUGUAUACCUAUGGGCAGGCAACGGUAUAGCCGAGUCGAACAUUGAAGAUGCACAGCUCUUCGCGAGGAACCACGCAAAGCAGAACCAAGCAAGGCUGCUCAUUCUUCGCCAAGGCAAUGAGCCACCCAAUUUCUUCGACGCCCUCGGGGGUAUUGUCAUCACCAGGCGUGGAGCCAAGCCAGCAUCGAAACAGUUCAUGUUGUGCGGGCGCCGCCACCUGGGUCACCUUGCCUUUGACGAAGUCGACUUCGCGCUGAAAAGCUUCUGCUCUGCUUUUGUAUACCUCAUCUCCACUGAAGCCGGCAAGGUGUACCUCUGGAAAGGCCGCGGCUGCUCAGCCGAAGAGCUCUCCGGUGCACGGCUGAUGGGCAUGGACCUCGCACCCACAGGCGACUUCCAAGAAAUCGACGAAGGCUCCGAGCCACUGCACCUCAUCAACAUCUUCCCCACACCCACCCACAAAGGGCCCGCGAUCCCGCGCUCAGCCGACCACUGGCGCUACAAAGCAACCUCGGACCGCUACCGCGCACGACUGUACAAGAUAGACCAGCAACAAGAGGCCUCGGGAGGAUGGGGACAAAGCCUGCAGACGCCCAUCACUCCCAAAAGCCCGCUAUCGCCAGGCGUUACGACUAAGGUUGUGGAGAUUAUGCCUUUUUGCCAGCGCGAUCUGGAGCCCGAGUACAUCUAUGUGCUUGAUGCUUUCUUUGAGAUGUACAU
Molecule: messenger RNA, 4510 nt
Organism: Macroventuria anomochaeta
Lineage: Eukaryota; Fungi; Ascomycota; Dothideomycetes; Pleosporales; Didymellaceae
Exons: 2
Biological process (GO): barbed-end actin filament capping; actin filament severing
Molecular function (GO): actin filament binding; phosphatidylinositol-4,5-bisphosphate binding
Source: RefSeq, a predicted model, not a curated record